CAACAGAAAAAAAAAAUGGCAAUCUCUUUGCUCUGUCUUUUUCUCAUCACCUUCGUUUCGUUAACCAUUGUUGGCUGCAAGAUCAAACGCUCUAUAUGGAAUCUUCCCCCAAGCCCUCCUAAGUUACCGGUCAUCGGAAACUUACACCAAGUUGGAGAAUUGCCUCACAGGUCAUUUCGACGUCUAGCCGAAAGAACCGGACAUGUUAUGCUUCUUCACUUAGGGUUUGUCCCUGUAACUGUUAUCUCAUCGAGAGAAGCAGCUGAAGAAGUUCUUAGAACUCAUGACCUAGACUGUUGCAGCAGGCCUAACCUUGUGGGGUCUAGGCUAAUCUCUCGGGGUUUUAAAGAUCUCAAUUUUACUCCAUAUGGUGAAGAGUGGAAGGAGCGACGUAGGUUCUUGGUUGGUGAGCUUUUCUGUUCUAAAAAGCUUCAGUCUUUUAUAUAUAUCAAAGAAGUAGAAUGUAACUUUCUGGUCAAGAAACUGUCGGAAUCAGCAGUGGAUCAAUCUCCAGUCGAUUUGAGCAAAACCCUUUUCUGGCUAGCUGCGAGUAUCCUGUUUAGAGUUGCUUUUGGACAGAGUUUCCACGAGAGUGAGUUUACCGAUACAGACAAGAUCGAUGAACUUGUAUUUGAAACCGAGACAGCUCAAGGUAGUUUCACUUGCUCUGAUUUCUUCCCUAUCGCCGGACUUGGAUGGCUUGUUGACUGGAUUUCCGGACAACACAAGAGGCUCAACGAUGUUUUCCUCAAGCUCGAUGCUCUGUUACAGCAUGUGAUUGAUGAUCAUUCAAACCCUGGAAGAUCGAAAGAUCACAAAGAUAUUGUCGAUGUGAUGUUGGAUGUGAUGCAUAAACAAGGCAAAGAUGAUUCUUUGAGGCUCACAAUAGAUCAUAUUAAGGGGCUUCUCACGAAUAUAAUAAUCGCAGGGAUAGACACAGGAGCUCUGACCAUGAUAUGGACAAUGACAGAGCUCGCUAGAAACCCCGAAAUAAUGAAGAAAGUUCAAGGCGAGAUCCGAGAUCGCCUUGGCAACAAUAGGGAGAGAAUUACCAAAGAAGAUCUUGAUAAAGUUCCUUUCUUGAACUUGGUGAUCAAGGAAACAUUCAGAUUACACCCAGUAGCUCCUCUUUUGCUCCCACGGGAAACAAUGGCUCACGUCAAGGUUCAAGGCUAUGAUAUUCCUCCCAAGAGACGGAUCUUGGUCAACGCUUGGGCGAUAGGAAGAGAUCCUAAACUAUGGACUGACCCGGAAGAGUUUAAGCCCGAGAGGUUUAUCGAUAGCCCUGUGGACUAUAGAGGACAACAUUUUGAGCUCUUACCGUUCGGGUCUGGACGAAGGAUAUGUCCCGGGAUGGCGAUGGGGAUGGCUACUCUGGAAUUGGGACUCUUGAACUUACUUUACUUCUUCGAUUGGAAGUUGCCUGAUGGGAUGUCACAUAAAGAUAUCGAUACUGAAGAAGCUGGUACUCUUACAGUCGUUAAGAAAGUACAUCUAAAGCUUGUUCCAGUUCGAGUUCCAUGA
This is a messenger RNA of Arabidopsis thaliana (thale cress), 1524 nucleotides long. It is a transcript of the gene CYP71B17, whose product is annotated as cytochrome P450, family 71, subfamily B, polypeptide 17. The transcript has 2 exons. Gene Ontology annotation, cellular component: membrane. The record is from RefSeq and is marked reviewed. Gene Ontology annotation, molecular function: monooxygenase activity; iron ion binding; oxidoreductase activity, acting on paired donors, with incorporation or reduction of molecular oxygen. The coding region runs from base 16 to 1524 and encodes 502 amino acids. NCBI's taxonomy places the organism in Eukaryota, Viridiplantae, Streptophyta, Magnoliopsida, Brassicales, Brassicaceae.